Molecule: messenger RNA, 3126 nt
Organism: Phlebotomus papatasi
Lineage: Eukaryota; Metazoa; Arthropoda; Insecta; Diptera; Psychodidae
Product: putative inorganic phosphate cotransporter
Exons: 6
Coding region: 583-2073 (496 amino acids)
Biological process (GO): monoatomic anion transport; transmembrane transport
Cellular component (GO): membrane
Molecular function (GO): transmembrane transporter activity
Source: RefSeq, a predicted model, not a curated record
GAAGUGAGACGACCAGGAUUUGUACCGCAAUUUGUUUCAUUGAAAGCCAAUAAAUUGCCUGAAAAUUGCCCUCAGUUAGUUCCUCUACAAGUUCAAGGUUGCUCCAUUUCAUACUUUUUCUCAGUGUUUCAGCAAUGUUAAGAGACAAUUUCAUUGGAUUCGGGGGAAUGAUUUUCUUCACGUGCCACACCAAUAAAUAAACAACGUGAUUUUCAGUCGGUCUGGUCAAUAUAGCCACUUUCCAGUGAUUUUUGCUGAUUGAUGUGCGAAAAAAGUGUCUGUAAUUUUUGUGGACAAAUGCUUGUGAGAAUUUAGUGAAAUUUAUGAAACGUUUCAGAAAUAGUUCAUUUCAGAAAUUAUUUAUAGGACUUUUAUAGCAUGAAGCACGUGUGAAUGGCAUGCAAAUUCACUUUUUGCCAUUAUCCAUCACAUUCCGAUGAAAUUAUCUCGUUAUGGGGAAUUCCCACAAAGAAAAGGCAUUUGCGGUAUCAAUUAAUAGAGAAUCCCAACCAGCAGAGACAAAAGCCAAUGGGACUUUUUAGUGUGUAAAUUAAUCAUAUUAAAUAGGAGGAGGAGACAAAUAUGGUCUUUCUCAUACCUCAGAGGGUCAUCUUGGCCGUGAUGGGGUUCCUGGCCAUUGCAAAUGCCUACACCAUGCGUAUAUGCCUCUCUGUGGCCAUCACGGAAAUGGUCAAGAAGAACUAUGAGAAUGCUACGGAGGAUGGUGAUGACUUCUGUCCAGUUAUAGGGGAUGGCGGUGGGGAGGAAGGAGGAGGGGAGUUUGAAUGGAGUGAAGAACUUCAAGGACUGAUCCUAUCUGCUUUCUACUGGGGUUAUGUGGUUACUCAUCUUCCUGGAGGACUUCUGGCUGAGAAGUUUGGCGGGAAGUAUACUUUGUCGCUGGGAAUCUUCUCCACAGCAGUCUUCACACUCAUCACCCCAGUUACUAUCGAAUGGGGAGGAUCAACUGCACUGAUUAUCCUGCGAUUCCUUGAGGGUUUGGGUGAAGGUACAACUUUCCCAGCCUUAUCAGCCCUUUUAGCCCAAUGGAUUCCGCUGAAAGAGCGUAGUAAAUUGGGAGCACUUGUCUUUGGCGGUGGAUUGGUUGGAACAAUUCUGGGCAACUCAAUUUCUGGUGUCCUGCUGCAUAACAUCGAUGGUUGGGCAUCGGUAUUCUAUUUCUUCGGAGGACUCGGUGUUCUUUGGUUUGUUCUCUUUGUGGUCUUAUGCUAUAGCAACCCAGAGAGCCAUCCUUUCAUUUCUGAUGAGGAGAAAGCAUUUUUGAAGGAAGAACUGGGCUCUCUUGAGAGGGAUAAGAGUCUACCCCCAACUCCAUGGCGAGCAAUAUUUACAAGCGGUCCCAUGUUGGCCCUGAUCUGUGCUCAAAUUGGCCACGACUGGGGCUUCUUCAUUAUGGUCACCGAUCUGCCAAAGUACAUGAGUGAUGUCCUGAGGUUCUCCAUCAAGGAGAACGGAAUCUAUUCUUCACUGCCUUACGCUCUGAUGUGGAUCGUAGCUAUUCUGACUGGCUUCCUUAGCGACUGGUGCAUCUCCAGGAAGUUCAUGUCGAUCACAGCGGCCAGGAAAUGGUUUACAGGAAUUGCAGCCGUUGGUCCAGCCAUCUUUAUUGUGGCAGCGUCCUACGCUGGAUGCGAACGAACUGUAGUAGUCAUACUGUUUACCAUUGCAAUGGGCAUCAUGGGUACUUUCUACCCAGGCAUGAAGGUCAAUCCGCUGGAUUUGAGUCCCAAUUACGCAGGAACCUUGAUGGCCAUAACAAAUGGAAUAGGAGCCAUUACUGGGAUCCUAGCACCUUACGUUGUUGGCGUUAUGACUCCCAACAGAAGUAUAAGCGAAUGGAGACUAGUCUUCUGGAUUGCUUUCAUCAUCUUCGUCGUCACUACAGUUGUCUACUCAAUCUGGGCCUCUGGUGAGGUCCAACCUUGGAAUACGCCACAUCUCAUGAACAAAUCCGUGGAACAGGGAGACACGGAAGACGAGAAAACCGACGGAGAGAAGAAGUCCAAGUUAGAACUGACCCUCAAGGAGGAGAAAAUAGACAAACAACUCUAGAACUUUUUCAUAUUCCAAGCCAUUCAAUGGGCAGACUGAAGGUUUAGGCUUAGGUACUCAUUAAUUAAGUUGACUAAAUUUUGUAAAUGAGGUUGCUAAAUCUGUAAGGCUUACGUAAAUUACAGGCUAUGAAUUUUUAUACCAGUUUUCUUACCAAGUGAAUGUGUCUCAUAGGAUUAAACCCAAAAUCGUAAGUUAUCGAUUAAGUAAAUUGGUUUUGAAUUAUGAUUAAAUUGGGACACAACUGUAAAUAAAGUAUUAUUUUUCUAUAAAAAUUUAGGGAUUAUACCGUGUAUAGAAGGGCUUGAAACCUUAAAAGAACGUAUGAUCUGGUUACUUCGGUAACUGGAGACUGGGCAACCUGGAGCGACUGGUUUAGUUAAAGCCACAAUUAGUUUUGACUACAUUAGUUUAAACUUGCUAUAGUCUUUCCUAACAUUCAAUAAAAAUUUGGAUGUUUAUGGUAAAAAUUGAGACCUCGAUCUUCUUUGUUUAGAAAGAUAUCGGCUUGCCACAUUUUACCCCAGGGUCCUCUAGUAUUUUAAAAUCGGCCUAAUAUUUAAAAACAAAAAAAUUAAGUUUUUGAAAUCGAAAUGUUUUUAAAACCAAUUUACAAUUUCUGUAAGCUCUAACCAUAAACCUGAAUCAUCAGUCUGCAAUUUUGAAUUGGCUCAUAAAUCGUCACUAAAAUUAGUGUUGAUAGACCUGAAAAGACUUUAUUUUGUUAGAAACAAAAGAGAAUGUACUGAGGGAGUAAAAGUGAAACGACAAGUAUCCGAGUGCCUUAACGAUGUUUAAUAAGUUUCAUUUAAUGUAUUUUUUUUUGUAAAAUAUUUAAUGCCUCAAACGUGUGCAUUUAUAUGAGACAAAUAGAUUAAAACGUGAGAUAUGUGUGCGAUUCUUUUUGAAUCUUAAUCCAAGAAGAACCUUGUAACAUUAGCAGUAUUAGAUAAUAUUUCUUCCAUUUGUCCCCAAGAUAUCAUUGUGUACACCUCUCUCUAUUUCGAGUUUCUCUCGAGAUUUUUAGAUGGAAAAUAUAGAAAUUUGCCUGAU